This is a messenger RNA of Nanorana parkeri, 1785 nucleotides long. RefSeq names its product growth hormone receptor (gene GHR). Gene Ontology annotation, molecular function: cytokine receptor activity; protein binding. NCBI's taxonomy places the organism in Eukaryota, Metazoa, Chordata, Amphibia, Anura, Dicroglossidae. The record is from RefSeq and is a predicted model, not a curated record. Gene Ontology annotation, biological process: cytokine-mediated signaling pathway. Gene Ontology annotation, cellular component: external side of plasma membrane. Bases 1 to 1785 code for a protein of 594 amino acids. The transcript is spliced from 9 exons.
AUGGCUUUUUGGCUGCUGCUGGCAACACUGAUGCUGGUCUGCUCAGGUAGCUUCAGCAACGCAAGUGAAGAUACUUCAGGAAGGCCCAGAAUCACGCACUGCCGAUCGCCACAGCUUGAGACAUUCACAUGUUACUGGACUUAUGGAGAUUUUCGAAACUUGUCCACCUCGAUAAAGUUCCAAUUCACCAAACAAAUAGGCCUGAAUUGGACUGAUUGCCCAGACACAGUGUCUGCAGGUGAAAAUGGAUGUUAUUUCAGUAAGAACUACACAUCAAUUUGGGUGCCUUAUCAUGUCCGCCUUGUCAGUGACGAUGUCACUUAUCAUGAAUACACCUUCACCAUUGAUGAAAUUGUGCGUCCAGACCCUCCCAUGGCUUUGAACUGGACAUCUCUCAACAUCAGUGAAACCCGUUUGCACAUGGACAUUGAACUUAACUGGCUUCCACCAGCCACAGCUGAUGUUAAAAGUGGAUGGAUCACACUGGAAUACGAAGUGCAGAUAAAAAUGGCCAAUGCAACAAAAUGGAAGACGUAUGAUACUGUGAAAACCACAUAUUUAUCGAUCUAUGGACUAAAGACGGGGAAUGAGUACUGGGUGAAGAUUCGCUGCAAACAGAAAGGAAGUUAUGCGUUCUCAGAAUUCAGUGAAUUACUUCAUAUUAAUAUGUCUUAUAAUGUUUUUGUUUUAGUUUCAGAUUCUCCAUGGCCGCUGUUUGUGAUCAUUGCAAUAUUUGCUGUAGUGGUGGGGCUGUCAUUUUUCAUAUUCUGCAAAAAGAAAAGGUUAAAGAUGUUGAUACUUCCCCCAGUGCCAGUUCCAAAGAUUAAAGGGAUUGACCCUGCCCUGUUACAAAAGGGAAAACUGGAUGAAGUUAGCUCAAUACUUGCUAGCCAUGACAGUUAUAAGCUGUGCAUCGAUGACCCUUGGGUUGAGUUCAUUGAGCUCGACCUUGACGAGCAGGAUGAGAAGAAUGAAGGAACGGACACUGACCGUCUCUUGGGAGAAGAAUACCCCAAGACGCAUAGCUGCUUGGAUGUCAAAGAUGAUGAUUCUGGCCGAGCCAGUUGUUGUGAACCUGAUAUUCCCGAAACCGACUUCGGCAACAAUGAAACAUGCGAUGGAACCUCGGAUAUUGGACAACCUCACAACACAAAGGACAACCAAGCCGAUCUCCUGUGCCUUAGUGAGAAACCCAAUAGUGGAGGAGUGACCACAAAUUCUCAGAUGCCAAAUGUAGAAAAAACAAGCACAAAGCCAGAAGAUGUUAAACUAACUCCGGUAGUCGCUAACGGAACAACAAAUGUGCCUACUUCAACCCAGCUAAGAGGUUCAAAAACGGGCAUGGAUUUCUAUGCUCUUGUAAGCGAUAUCACACCAGCAGGACGACUUCUGCUCUCACCAGGGCAAAGAAUGAAGAUAGAAAAUGAAGAAUGCAGUGAACCAGCAGCCACCCAACGUCCCACAACCUUCAACAUGGACAAUGCUUAUAUCUGUGAGUCGGCGGUGACAGCAUUCUGUCCUGUGAAUUUUCCAAGAGAGAACACCCCACAAAGCCCCAGCAUGGAUAGCUAUUUCACCCCAGAAAGCCUUACAGCUGCUGCCAUGAGCUUACGUGCCUCUGAAAAAGAUUCAAGCUAUGAGGCCCCAGUGGCGGACUAUACCUCCGUUCACAUAACAAACUCACCACAAAACCUUGUGCUUAACACUACUGUUCCACCAGGCAAAGAAUUUAUCCCACCCUGUGGCUACAUGUCCACAGAUCAAGUGAACAAAGUAAUGCCAUGA